CAAAAUGGCGCUUGUGAUGCGCUAAUCGGUUUGGAAAUUAACAGUGAACUGUCACUGCAACACUAUCCAUGCAGGGGCGUAGAGCUAAGUAGUUGAUUAUGUAUUAAAAUAGUUCAGCGAUGUAUCUCCUGUGCACGAUCGCGGCUUCCCUAAUUUGCUUUUUGUUGUUAAAAUGGUUGAAAGUUAGGAGGUUAUGCAUGGACUUGAGCAGACUGGACGGAAAGACUGUCCUCAUCACAGGAGGAAACUCGGGAAUCGGCAAGGAAACGGCCGUGGCUUUGGCCUUGCGAGGGGCGCGGGUGAUCAUAGCAUGCCGGGACCCCGAGAGGGCAGCGAAGGCCGUCAGGGAGAUCAAGAUGAGAAGCCAUAACAUGAACGUGCUCCACAUGCACCUGGAUCUGGCUAACCUGAGGGCCAUACGGGAGUUCUGCAAGGCUUUCUUACAGAAGGAGAAGAGGCUCGACAUCUUGAUCAACAAUGCAGGAAUGCCCAGCGUCCUUGACUGGACAGAUGACAAUUUCAGCAUGUGUUUUGGAGUGAAUCACCUCGGACACUUCCUGCUGACCAAUCUGCUGCUCGGCCGGCUGAAGGAGAGCGCCCCCAGCAGGAUCAUCACCCUAACCUGCUCCAACUACAAGUAUCAAAAGCUGGACUUCCAGGACCUCAACUACAACCUGCUGCCCUUCUUCACGUACUGCCGCAGCAAGUUGGCCAACAUCUACUUCACCCAGGAGCUGGCACGACUCAUGGAGGGCAAAGGCGUGACGGCCUAUUCCGUGCAUCCUGGGUACGUGAGCAGCGCUUGGACAUGCCACUAUUCCAUCCUCUUCCGGAUGCUGAUGCAAGUGGUCAUGUUCAUGUUCUUCGUGCCCUGCGAGCUGGGCGCUCAGACGGUGGUGCACUGCGCCGUGGCGGACGGCGUGACGCAGCACAGCGGCUGCUACUUCAGCGACUGCCGGCCCGCGGCCCUGCGGCCCUUCGCCAAGGACCCCAGCGUGGCCAAGAAGCUGUGGGAGGCCAGCGAGAGGCUGGUGGGGUUACCUUGACAACCCUGAUCAUCUUCUCUUCAGUCUUAGCCAAUAUUUAUUUAAUGAGCUUGAUCAUUUAAAGAUUGAUUUCCAAAGGCUUUACAGUUAAAGGACAUUCAGGUUUUAAUGUUGUGAAAGAAACUGAAAUGGUUGCCGAUGUAAAAAGAAAAUAUUUAUUGUGCUAUGCAUUAGACUCUGGUUUAGUUGGUGUCUGCAUAUUUUGUUCUUGAAUCUAUUACAACUGAUAAAACCUUUUCUGUGGUCAUUAAGGGAAGAAAGUUCACAUUUUCAGUUGUCAAAACCUAUUUCUUAAUAAAUGUUCUACGAGGAACUUCA
Messenger RNA from Paramormyrops kingsleyae, 1364 nucleotides. Its product is annotated as retinol dehydrogenase 11. Lineage: Eukaryota; Metazoa; Chordata; Actinopteri; Osteoglossiformes; Mormyridae. The record is from RefSeq and is a predicted model, not a curated record.